Molecule: messenger RNA, 240 nt
Organism: Dibothriocephalus latus
Lineage: Eukaryota; Metazoa; Platyhelminthes; Cestoda; Diphyllobothriidea; Diphyllobothriidae
Source: the annotation of a GenBank genome assembly
AUGCUUCUAGUUCUCAUGGGUGUGAAAAACUGGCAGUCGCGCAUGUGGCGGCUCGUGAUGGAACUCUCUGAUUUCGCGAAGAACGUGCAAGAUAUCGGUGGCGCUGGAUAUGUUUCCUGGCCUUCUGGUGACCCAAUGGGUGACCAACUUCGCAGCAACCGGCAGUUUAUGCGCGAAUACGCACGUGUCGUCGACCAGGUGUGUUUUACCGUUUCUGUUGGUUAUGUCAUCUGCAUAUGA